This is a messenger RNA of Dendrobium catenatum, 1630 nucleotides long. RefSeq lists its product as uncharacterized. The transcript has 7 exons. The coding region runs from base 74 to 1402 and encodes 442 amino acids. The record is from RefSeq and is a predicted model, not a curated record. NCBI's taxonomy places the organism in Eukaryota, Viridiplantae, Streptophyta, Magnoliopsida, Asparagales, Orchidaceae.
ACAAGCAUCAGCAGAAAAAUCCUGACAUAAGGAAGAUAACACGCAAAUUCUAAGUUGACCAAUCGACAUCAAUAUGGAGUUAUCAGCUCUCAGUCCAAGCUCCGCCCAAUGGCUCUUUUCCACGAACCCUAAACCUACCACUGAUCCUCGGAUCCUAAUGAAAAGAUAUAGUGGAUGGAGAAUCCAAGCUUCCAUGGCGGAUUCGGGGGAGUCUUUUCAGAAGCACACAAAAAUAGUCACAUUCCUCGGUAAGGGAGGCUCUGGCAAGAGCACUGCCGCUGUUCUCGCGGCCAAGUUGUUUGCUAGGGAAGGACUGCAAACUUGUUUGGUAAUUCAUUCACAAGAUAUUACGAUUAAGCAGCUGAUGGGUUGCACAAUCGGAAAUUCUCCUACCAUGAUUUCUGAGAAUCUAUAUGCUGUUCAAUUGCAAACCAGUAAGAUGCUUCUUGAACCUCUUGAUCGGGUGAAGAAGGUAGAUGUUCGUAUGAAUUUAACUCAAGGAAUUCUUGAAGGGGUAGUAGGAGAAGAACUUGGUGUCCUUCCAGGGAUGGAUUCUAUUUUUUCAUCAUUAGCACUUCUUAAAUAUGGAAAUGUUCUUGGAAGUGGGAGGAAUUACUCAAAGAAAAAGUUUGAUAUUGUUAUAUACGAUGGUAGCAGUUCUGAGGAUACAUUGCGAUUGGUUGGUGCAACUGAAAGAGUAAGAUGUUAUCUAAAAUAUAUUCGGAACCUGGCUGAGAAGACAGACAUUGGAAGACUGACUGCACCCUCGUUCUUGAGGCUAUUCUAUGAAUCCGCUAUGCCUAAUUCAGGGUCUGUUGAAGGCAAAACAAGUGCUGAUAUAUGGAAUGGGAUUGAACAAAUCCUAGAGGAAGCUUCUGCAUAUUUUUGUGACUCUUCAAGGUUUAGAUGCUACCUUUUAAUGGACCCAAUCAGGCCGUUGUCAGUCAUAUCUGCUUUACGCUAUUGGGGUUGUGCAAUACAAGCUGGGACCAAAAUUUAUGGUGCAUUUGGCUUUGCUCAAAAGUUUUCCUCUGCCACGCAGGAAACCACGGAGAAAAUAUCUCCUUUGUGUUUUGCACUGCUUCCAUAUAUUUCCUCGUAUUCCUCUUUAGAUUGGGAUGUAACCCUCAAAUCUUUCAGGAAAGAUGCAAGCCACCUACUUCUUGGCAGUACUAUUUCUCUUCCUUCAUCAGUUUUAUUUGAUCGCAAACAAAAGUCUGUUACCCUUUUCCUUCCUGGCUUCGACAAGUCUGAUAUCAAUUUGUACCAGUAUAGAGGGGGCACGGAACUUCUGAUAGAAGCAGGGGAUCAAAGACGCAUCAUCCAAUUGCCUCUAGCUAUGCAAGGAAAGGUUGCAAGUGCUAAGUUCAUUGAAAGAAAUCUUGUGGUUACGCUGAGGUAGGUAAUAUUCCUUGUCAAUGUUUUGUAAAAUAUCCAAAUUGCAAUUCUGAGGAUUGCCACUCGCUAUGUUUGAUCAAUCCUAUUAAUUGAUAAGCUUCUUAUUAUCGGGUCUACGCUCAGGAGGGAAAUGCUAGAAUCCGAUCCCAUCGGGUAUAUACUGAGGAAAAAAUUGUGUUGAUAUUCAAAUUUACUCCAUAACGAUUUUCUAGUGAUUGAUUUUAUUUUGAAA